GAACGGGAUUGCGUGGUCCACAGGGCUACAUAUUCCUAUGCCGUGAAACUGGUCACCGUAGCGGAGCGACUGUUUGGGGACUAUCACACAUUCCUACGCAAGAGGUUCUGGAGGGAUCUUCAUGGGACAUACACAGACUUCCAGUCAUACUCAACCAACCGGAAUUGGCUCUGUAGACUGUCGCUUAUCUUGGCUAUUGCGGAAGCCGGUGCAGCGAACGAUUCGUCUAUCGCGACUGCUGCGUCUGGGGGGGAGAAUGCCUCCUCUAAUUCAGAAGCCAAUGAAUCAACCCCAUCGGCCCUAUCAUCAGGGAUUGAGCUCUUCGAGCAAGGCCUCCUCAUGCUCAAGGUCUCGUACGAGACACCAACCGUGGAUGAUAUCGAGGCUCUCAAUCUCGCUACCUGCGCCGUCUCGCUCUCCAACAUCGAGCGGGAGCACAGGAAGCGAGUUUGGUGGACUGCCUUUUGCAUCGACCGAUCAACCAGCGCCGAGCUCGGUCUGUGCCCUGCCUACGCUCGCAAAGCCGACAGCCUUGAUCUCCCCGACUCGAGCUCUCUUGGCUUGAAGGAAAAAGAAGAGUUCUACCCCGCAGAAUUGUUGAGCAUGCAAAUCAAAGUGUGCGAGAUGAAGAGUGAUGUGAUCGAAACACGACCAUACGAGAUCAUUGGGGAGUGCCUGGAGCGGUUGAAUACAGGCAGGGAGGCUUUCCCGGGCGACAUUUGUUCGUCAGACAAGAUCCAGCAAGAAUAUAGCCAUUUAGACGUCCGGGUAUUAUCAUCAAUGCUACUGCGGUACAAUCAGGUAUUCUAUCAAUGCGUUGUCUACUCUCUCCCCUCGAUUUCAUGCCAAUGGCUCUCGCUUCAGUGCUAUAUACUCCUCCUUCGUCCCAUUCUGUUUCAUCAAUUCGCUUUCAUUAUGCGCAAUGAUAGUGCCAUUACCCUGUCGGACGACAUACGCUCCAUCAAUCAAAUCUGUCUCGGAGCUGCGCGAAGCAACGCGAAGAUGCUGCUCAACCUGGCUAACUCACAAAAGCUAGUCAAAUACGGAUACUGGGACUCCGUCCAUCUCUUCUCUAGCCUGAUGAUCUUGAACCUUGCCGGUCUCAUAAACCGCAGGCUCCAGGGCGCGGGCCAGUCAAGCGGAGAGGAGACGGAAAAUGACGUUUCAAUGUAUCAGCAGGGCCGUCGCAUCCUGCUCGGAUUAGCAGAACCAGGGAACGUCCCCUCAAAACAUCAUCUGAGCAUGCUUGAAGAAGUAGAGGCGAUUGGAGAGAUGCACGCGUGGCCGGGAGACAGCGAGCUAUCCGGGUCAGAGAAUGUUGGGAUCGAGCUGGGUUUCGACAGCUGGGGUGAGCUGAUAGUUCCUCCAGACCUAAAUUUCGAUGCAAACAUGGCAAGUUGUUACGCUGCACCUGUAAACUUUAGGGUAGGUUUGCUCAUCAUCGGCCGAGGCUUCUGCGACGCGAUGGCUAUUCCAAAAUCGGUA
Messenger RNA from Clonostachys rhizophaga, 1485 nucleotides. The record is from the annotation of a GenBank genome assembly. Lineage: Eukaryota; Fungi; Ascomycota; Sordariomycetes; Hypocreales; Bionectriaceae.